GAUACCCUACGAGAGUUGAAAGUAGAGUGCAUUUGGUGCCUUAAAGUUUGAGAAUCUGAAUCCCACGUUUCUCUCCCUGUAGAUCUCUCUCCACUCUUAUUUCAUGACUCGUCUGAGGAAACUCGGCACCGCCAUUGGAGCUGCCGCUGCCACAGCUUAUGGCGGCGCAAUCAUUCUCUCUCCUCCAUUUUCAUCCAACGAUCAUGGAUCUCAGCUCGCUUCCUUCGAACAGAAGAUCCACGAUCCUGCCGCCGUCCUCCCGUCCAGAGAGGUUCAGAAGUCGUCACUAAUCGGUACGAGCUCCGUUAAACCUCUUGAUAUUCUCGUUAUAGGCGGCGGAGCAACCGGUUCCGGCGUUGCACUGGAUGCCGCGACACGUGGACUCCGUGUGGGGCUCGUAGAAAGAGAGGAUUUCUCUUCUGGAACGUCUUCUCGAUCCACAAAGCUCAUACAUGGAGGUGUUCGUUACUUGGAGAAAGCUGUGUUCAAACUUGACUAUGGCCAACUGAAGUUAGUAUUCCAUGCGCUGGAGGAGCGUAAACAGGUUAUUGACAAUGCACCACACCUAUGCCAUGCUUUACCUUGCAUGACACCAUGUUUUGACUGGUUUGAAGUAGUGUACUAUUGGAUGGGCUUGAAAAUGUACGAUCUCGUAGCAGGAGCCCGGCUUUUGCAUUUGUCAAGAUACUAUUCUACGAAAGAGUCCAUUGAGCUCUUUCCCACUUUGGCAACGGAAGGAAAAGGUAGAAACCUGAGGGGCACAGUUGUUUAUUAUGAUGGUCAGAUGAAUGAUGCACGACUGAAUGUUGGAUUGGCUUGCACGGCUGCGUUGGCUGGUGCAGCAGUGCUGAACCAUGCUGAAGUUAUAUCCUUAUUGAAGGAUGAUGUUGGUGAACGGAUAAUUGGUGCACGAAUUAGGGACAAUUUAACUGGCAAAGAGUUUGAUACCUACGCAAAAGUAAUUGUGAAUGCAGCUGGUCCAUUUUGCGAUUCAGUAAGGAAAAUGGCUGACAAAAAUGUACGAGACGUGAUUUGUCCAAGUAGUGGUGUACAUAUUAUACUCCCCGAUUAUUAUUCUCCCGAGGGUAUGGGCUUAAUUGUUCCUAAAACUAAGGAUGGACGCGUUGUUUUUAUGCUACCUUGGCUGGGAAGAACUGUUGCUGGAACUACAGAUUCAAACACUCCCAUUACUUUUCUUCCAGAACCACAUGAAGAUGAAAUACAAUUUAUAUUGGACGCCAUAUCUGACUAUCUUAAUGUUAAGGUUCGACGCUCUGAUGUUCUUUCUGCCUGGAGUGGCAUUCGACCGUUAGCAACGGACCCAUCAGCUAAAAAUACUGAAAGCAUCUCAAGGGAUCAUGUUGUGUUUGAAGAUCACCCUGGUUUGGUCACCAUUACUGGUGGCAAGUGGACCACAUAUCGCAGCAUGGCUGAAGAUGCUGUUAAUGCAGCUAUAAAGGCUGGGAAACUGAUCACCACCUGUGGAUGUGUGACCAACAACCUAAGAAUUGUUGGUGGUGAAGGGUGGGAUCCAGCUUCUUUUACAGUUCUCACACAACAGUAUGUACGCAUGAAAUUAACACACGGGGGGAAAGUUGUUCCUGGGGUAAUGGACACUGCUGCAGCAAAACAUUUGUCUCAUGCAUAUGGAACGUUGGGUGAACGUGUGGCCACCAUUGCUCAGAAUGAAAAUUUGGGUAAGCGGCUUGCUCACGGUUACCCUUUUUUGGAGGCUGAGGUGGCUUACUGUGCUCGCCAUGAAUACUGCGAAUCAGCCAUUGACUUCAUCGCAAGGAGGUCUCGACUUGCUUUCCUUGACACUGAUGCAGCGAGACGGGCAUUACCUCGCGUGAUUCAAUUAUUGGCAGCUGAGCAUAAGUGGGACAAAUCAAGGCAAAAGGAAGAGCUGCAGAAGGCUAAAGAUUUUUUGGAGACUUUUAAAUCCUCCAAAAAUGCUCAGUUCUAUGAUGGGAAGCACAAUUGAUAAUAAGUACUGUUGUUGAUCAACCCACGAUUUGUACAUAGAAUUCUGCUGUUGUAAUUUUCAACUUUUCCACUGGUGCUGGGAUCAAAAGGGAUAAAUAACAUAAAUAACAAUGUAUGUAUAGUUACAUAAUUGUUCUACGGUUGUAUUUGCAGGGUUUGUGUCAAAAUGUAUAUGAAUCUGAGGGUUUAUCUAGCAACCCCCUUUAGAAAAGCACUAUAUUAUCUUAGUUGAAAUUACAAAUUUUAUGCUAAAUGAUAGUAAUUGAGCAGCAAAA
This is a messenger RNA of Cicer arietinum (chickpea), 2261 nucleotides long. RefSeq names its product glycerol-3-phosphate dehydrogenase SDP6, mitochondrial-like. The record is from RefSeq and is a predicted model, not a curated record. Gene Ontology annotation, biological process: glycerol-3-phosphate metabolic process. NCBI's taxonomy places the organism in Eukaryota, Viridiplantae, Streptophyta, Magnoliopsida, Fabales, Fabaceae. Gene Ontology annotation, molecular function: glycerol-3-phosphate dehydrogenase (quinone) activity. Gene Ontology annotation, cellular component: mitochondrion.